GUUGUGACAAAACUCGGUGAGUGAAGGCGCCGCUAACUGACUCGCAAGUAGUUGGCGGACUUGCCAGCGGCCACCUCGCCACUCGCCAGCGCGUAAACUCGCCCGGCGCCGCCGAACGCCAGCGGGGGUCAGCCACGUUCGCCGCCAUGGAGCUGGACAAGAUGGACGAGAAUGACUGGCGCUACCACGGCGAGGGCAACAAGAGCCUGGUGGUCUCCCACGUACAGCUGUCCAAAGUUCUUCGCCUGCUUAAAUAUCCCGCAGAGGACUCUGAAAACCCACCGCAGACGGCGGAGCAGGCCUUCAGGCAGAUCCAGAACAUUGUCGACUUCAGCUCCAACGUGAUGAGCAGACUGCUGGGCGACAAGUUCAUCCACAGCGGAGAAGUGGUGAAGCUGCCGCUGGAGUUUGUGCGUCAGCUGUCAAUCAAAGUUCAACCUCAGCGACCCGCGUGGCGCUGCGACAAAGUGAUGGACAUCUACAGCGGCUGCGCUCUGUGCCUGCCCAACUUGACCGCGCCGAGCCUCCUGCAGCACUCGCACACGCCGCCGCUCUGCGUGGAGAUCAAGCCCAAGUGCGGCUUCCUGCCAUCGGCCAAGCACAUCAGCAGAGACAUCAAGAGCAAAGUGUGUCGCUUCUGUAUGCACCAACACUACAAGGUGUCCAGCGGGCGCUGGAAGAGACGCAGCCUGUACUGUCCCCUCGACUUGUUCUCAGGGAGCCGAGCGAGGAUGCACUUUGCUGUCCGGCAGCUCAUCGAAGAACCUCAGAACAACUUCAAAAUCUUUAAGGGGGGUCAGUGUAUAUACAGCAGCAAGGAGGGCGGCAGCGGCGACGAAGACUCGUCGGACCUCAAUUCUCUGCUCUACCACCUCCGACCUUACUUCCUGUACGCCAACAACCGCAUCCACGCUCACGUGAGCGGCAAGGCUGUCCUCAGCGACUUCAUCCAGGUGCUGGUCAACGCCCUCCUGAACAGCGGCGGCGGCGGAGGUGGCGGGGUCACGACGGACCGGCGGGAAGAGGGCCGGACUUACUGCGAGGCCAGCGUCUUCAACAAGGAGAGAAGUCGACACGGCUCUCAGGGUUUGCCCCAUGACAGUGUCCUCUCCCGCAUCCUGAACACGCAAAUGUUGGACAGCUUGAACAUCGAAGGCCUUUAUCCGCUCUAUCGGCGAGUGGAGCAACACCUGCGUGACUUCCCCAAGGAGAGAAAUGCCCUGCAGGUGGACGGCCCGUACAACGAAGCGUUCCUGGAGCAUCUGCAGAAGUGUCCCGCGGAGGACGACGGCUCGCUGGACUUCGCCGUGUCCAAGGUGCAUCAGUACCGUGUUGCCAUGACGGCCAAGGACUGCUCCAUCAUGGUUGCCCUGGUGCCCGGCGCCGAUGACGAACACGACGAAGACCAGGAUGUGUUGUGCCCUCAGCGUCGCCUGCGAGACUUCCUGUCGUCCCGGCCGCCCACCUUCUCCUACUCGGUGUCCAUCCUGGACCUGGACCCCAAGCCGCUGGACAGCAUCCCCCUGCAGUUAAGCCUGGACCACAAGAUCGUGUCGUGCUACACCAGGACGCUGGCCGCCGCCGUGGACCGAGACGACCGCACGCUGCUCUUCAGGCCCGUCUGAGCGGGCGCCGCCUUUGUAGCGUUUCGCCGGGAACCCGCUUCCUGCUCUCCCCUGCCUUAACUUCCUGUUUGAUUGACUUUGGUGGUGGUGGUGGUGGGGAGGGGGAUGAGAGAGGCAACUUUGUCUCCCUGAAUGGAGGCCUGAUGAGGUGUCUCCAUGGCAACGCUGCUUACCUGGAUAGUGCCAAGAGAGCCUUAGAAGGCUGGUCAUGAUGAUGUCAUUUUCUGAAUGUAUGGCCGGGACCUUUGCCAAACCACUGAGGACCUGCAACACAUUUUUACUUGGACUAAUGUGACCGUGUGUGUGUGUGUGUGUGUGUGUGUGUGUGUGUGUGUGUGUGUGUGUGUGUGUGUGUGUGUGUGUGUGCCCCUUUCACAGAGAUCCUUCAAAGUUGCGGCGUUAGAAAAUACUGUGGUUCUCAGAGAUUUUUUUAACAAAAUAAUGACGUAGUAACGAGCCACUUUCACACACGAGGUUGCGCGUCAAGAGCCAGAACGUUGCGCUCCCGAGGUUUACAAAGGAUUUAUAUCCGAGCUUUAGCAAAUGAAAUGAAAUUGUCGUCGCAAGCCCGCUUCAUGAAAAAGAUUCAGUUUUAAAGCCUUCGCGAAAAAAAAAAAAAUCGUUUGUUGUCACGGGUUUGUUUCACGGCAAAGGAGCUGGUUCCCCCCAAAAAAAUCCUUUGAAUUGACUUAAUGCAAACAUGUUUACCGGUGGCGCGUUUACAUGAUCAAAUCCACUUUUUGUUUUUGCAGUGUAAGAUUCAACGCGCCCACUCGAUAACACACUGACUGGUGAAUGCGG
Messenger RNA from Hippocampus comes (tiger tail seahorse), 2426 nucleotides. RefSeq names its product inositol 1,3,4,5,6-pentakisphosphate 2-kinase (gene ippk). Gene Ontology annotation, molecular function: ATP binding; inositol-1,3,4,5,6-pentakisphosphate 2-kinase activity. The transcript has 14 exons. The record is from RefSeq and is a predicted model, not a curated record. Gene Ontology annotation, biological process: inositol phosphate biosynthetic process. Gene Ontology annotation, cellular component: nucleus. Bases 147 to 1625 code for a protein of 492 amino acids. NCBI's taxonomy places the organism in Eukaryota, Metazoa, Chordata, Actinopteri, Syngnathiformes, Syngnathidae.